AUGUUGUUCCUGAUGGGACUUGCAGUAAACCACACAUAUCCAACUAAGGAAGCUUGGCCCGAACAGUGUAAAGGGAGGUCGUACUGCCAUGUGCAACCAGACUACUACCCGACAGAGACGUUCGCAAAGAUUUUGGAUGGAGUGAAACUACAAUUCCAGCAAGGCGGAGAGAUCGCCAACCGCAGCAGUGAAGAUGACGUCGCCAGCUGCAGUACUGUGAAGCUGUUUGACAAAAUUUACCUGAUCUUGGACGAUAGCGACACGAUCCGGUUCGUCGCUCAGAACGAUGAUAUUUUCUCAUUCACGAUUCAAAUCGAAGAAUGCAGUGCACCUGGCCAAACACAUUCUUCUGCGUUAGACGAAGAUCACCUUCGAGAACAGAGGGUAGACUGCUACGAGACCAGACUACCUUUCAUGUUCCCCGUGCUCUCGCUAGAUGGCACUAAACUGGAAUCUGUGGCGCCUAAGGCCGGAGUUCCUGUAAGCUGCUCUGCCAAAGUGAUAGCGACUUAGUGUGUAUUUUU
Cydia amplana is the source of this 524-nucleotide messenger RNA. RefSeq lists its product as uncharacterized. Bases 1 to 513 code for a protein of 170 amino acids. The record is from RefSeq and is a predicted model, not a curated record. NCBI's taxonomy places the organism in Eukaryota, Metazoa, Arthropoda, Insecta, Lepidoptera, Tortricidae. The transcript has 5 exons.